Molecule: messenger RNA, 1074 nt
Organism: Tremella mesenterica DSM 1558
Lineage: Eukaryota; Fungi; Basidiomycota; Tremellomycetes; Tremellales; Tremellaceae
Exons: 4
Coding region: 1-1074 (357 amino acids)
Source: RefSeq, a predicted model, not a curated record
AUGACAAUGUCGGAAUCGAACCAGGCUGGUCCUAGCUAUAGAGAACGGAAACGAGUACGUCGAAGAGAAUACGAAUCCAUCUUACCAGAUAUCAAACCGAGCAUCUACAAACUUUCCAUACCCAUUCCCCAAACUCUAGCAAAGAAAUUCAUCACUUCUGUCCCAUCUCAUAAUCCAAAGACCGUAUCUCCUGAUGAAUCAUUGCCAUCCCAUGUGUCUAGAUCUCACAAGGGUAUGGGAGAGAGUACGGACAUUCCAGAAGUUGACGCGGGGGAUGACGGAAGAGACGGAGUGGACAGGAGUGAAGCAAUCAGAAGAGGCUGGAUUACUCGUCGAUAUAGAAAGAAAGUUUCGGAUAAAAUAUUAGAGACUUCUCUUGAAGAGAGACCAAGUAGUAAAUUCGACUUACCGGGAGAUGAUAUGUUGAUAGCUAUACAAGAUCACACUGGAAGGUUUUAUAAACAACAUGAAUUAUUACUCGCUCCUAGACGAUGGGGUCAUGCUGUUGGAUCUAAUGGACAGAGACAUAAGCGUGGUGGAGGUGUGAAGCAGAUGGGGAAGGGUAUGAGGAGAAGAAGAAGAGUCCGGAUCGAAGAGGAAGAAGAACGAGAGUCAGAUGGGAAAUCGAUACAAUCCAAUGAUAAGAUUGAACAACGUAGAAGAACUGUUCGUAACAAGACUGGAGAAGAUCAGGGGGUAAAUGAGACGGAUGAGGAUGAAGUUGAACUCAAGGAUCGGAAAGAUGAUGAUUCCGAUGAGGAUGAAGAGGAUUCAAAAGAUCCCGAUUACGAGCAGGAAGAUGAUGACAAAGAGGAGGAGGAGGAGGAGGAGGAGGAGGAGGAGGAGGAGGAAGAAGAUUCCGAUCAUAAGCAAGAUGAAGAAGAUGAGUCCGAUGGAGAUAAACCGGUUGGUAAUGCUCAGUCAACAGGCUCAAAAAGCAGAGGAGGGUAUAAAAGGAGAGAUAUGAGAUUAGCCCUUGACGGUUCGGCUCUUCUCGCAUUGGGCUGUCUGGUGGAGGAAUGGGUCAAACAGGAGUUGAAAGAAGCGGGUUAUGUGUCUGAGCCUCAGAUGUAG